Molecule: messenger RNA, 355 nt
Organism: Funneliformis mosseae
Lineage: Eukaryota; Fungi; Glomeromycota; Glomeromycetes; Glomerales; Glomeraceae
Source: the annotation of a GenBank genome assembly
AUGACGGUAACUGGUGCUGAAAGUUCCGAUCCAAACCCAUCCGGCAAAGAAGUGGCUCAAAAUCUUAUGCAAUGUAAAAAUUCAUGCGAUGUAAGUAAUUUUAAACAUGCUCAAGAAAAGCGGAAGGCGGACGAGGCAUUCGACUAUGAGUAUGAAUAUGUAUAUGGUAUUGUCACGACAGGUGGAAGACCGUUUCGGGAUAUCGCAGCAAUUUCAACAGAAAAUAAAACAGAAAAUAAAACAACUAAAAAUAACUUUAAUCGCGAAGAAUUUUUAAGAAGAAAAGAAGGAGUGUUAGAGGAAGAAAUAAGUGAUAUAAAAAAGAAAAUAAAAUUGAUAGGAGAAUUUUUGCUUC